Molecule: messenger RNA, 1725 nt
Organism: Ziziphus jujuba (common jujube)
Lineage: Eukaryota; Viridiplantae; Streptophyta; Magnoliopsida; Rosales; Rhamnaceae
Product: probable polygalacturonase At1g80170
Exons: 10
Coding region: 226-1449 (407 amino acids)
Biological process (GO): carbohydrate metabolic process
Molecular function (GO): polygalacturonase activity
Source: RefSeq, a predicted model, not a curated record
ACCGAAAAAGAAAAACAAUAAAGUUGAAAUAUAUUUCUCGGGAAAAGCUUUGCUACAAUGAACUCUUUCUUUUUCUUUGUUGGGAUAAAGCCAAAAUUUUUCCAUGAAACUAAUAAUUUCCAGUGUUUCUCUGACGAUAACCAAUUAUCUUUGAUUUUCAGUUUCUGUUUCUGGGUAAUUACACAGCUCAGUGCCUGAGAAGUACUAUCUAAUUUAACGAUUACCAUGUGUCGCUUUCCUUUUUCACUCAUUAUUGGGUUAGUUUCUGCCAUUUUUGCUUGCUCCAUUAAUAAUGCAAAUCCAGAUGCUAUCUGUUUUAACGUCUUGGAUUAUGGAGCUGCCGGUGAUGGAACCACAGAUGAUUCUCAAGCAUUCUUGAUGGCAUGGAAUGAAGCAUGUAGCUCAGAAACUGAAAAUCCUACUUUAAUUAUUCCAAGACUGACUUUUUUAGUAAGUCCAGUUGUUUUUAGAGGUCCAUGCAAGGCUAAGAACAUCAACUUUCUGAUAUUAGGGAUGAUUUUGGCCCCAGACUCACCUCAAACGUGGAAAGGUCUGGACCAGAGUCAAUGGUUGGCUUUUCAUGGUGUGAGUGGGCUCAAUGUUGGUGGCUCUGGAUGGAUCAACGGACAGGGAAAAGGUUGGUGGGAUCAGUCAUGCAGAUAUCAUCCUCACAUGAAGGAAUGCACUUCAUUGGCCCCAACAGCAGUGAAGUUUCUGUCAUGCAAGAGAAGCAGCUUGAGUGACAUUCAUUUUGUAAACAGCGCUCAAACCCAUGUAUUAAUAAUGCGGUGUGAUGGGAUGGAAAUUAAUCAUUUGAUUAUCCAAGCUCCUGAAACUAGCCCCAACACUGAUGGAAUUCAUAUCCAAGCCUCCUACAAUGUGGUUAUCAACGACAUUAUAGUAAGCACUGGGGACGAUUGUAUUUCCAUUGGAGACCAUACUUCUAAUAUAUACAUCUUCAAUGUUGGAUGUGGACCUGGUCAUGGGAUAAGCAUAGGAAGCCUAGGGAGGAGCGGAAAUAUUGUGCAGGUAGAGAACAUUUAUGUGAGCAGGGUUUACCUGAAGGGAACUACCAAUGGAGCUCGGAUCAAGACAUGGCAGGUUGGGAAGGGUCAUGUUCGAGGGGUGACAUUUGAGAAUCUAUAUUUUGAUUCUGUGAAAAACCCAAUAAUAAUUGAUCAAAACUACUGCAACAUCAGGGGUGCCUGCAAGGAACAGAAAACUGGAGUUCAAAUAAGUGAUGUGUUGUUCGAAAAUAUUUAUGGGACUUCAAGCACUGAUGUGGCUAUCAAUCUGAAUUGCAGUAGAUCAGUUGCCUGCACUGGAAUUUUAAUGAAAUCAAUAUACCUUACUUCUGACAAAAUUGGACAUAAACUCACUUCAUACUGCACUAAUGCAUACGGCUAUAGCCUUGGAAUGAUUCAGCCUCUGCCUUGUCUUCAAAUUUGAUAUAUUUCUUCAUCUCAGGGACACAUUAAAUUAACCACUCAGAAGUUCUUCUAAGUCUAACCCCCAUAUUUGUUGUUCAUGCUUCUGUUUAGGCAUUAAAACUCCAAACAAGUUUAUUACUUCAUUUCUACUUUAUGGUUGUUAUUCUAAAUGUUCCAAUACUAUUUGCUAAUAGUAAUAUGAAUACGUUUAUUAAUUUUAUGCGCCCAAACAAUUGAACAGGAUAAUACUUGUCUCCACGCUAGUGUAAAGUCACCACAGAUAAUGUAUUAAAAU